Messenger RNA from Plutella xylostella (diamondback moth), 5530 nucleotides. RefSeq names its product zinc finger SWIM domain-containing protein 4. NCBI's taxonomy places the organism in Eukaryota, Metazoa, Arthropoda, Insecta, Lepidoptera, Plutellidae. The record is from RefSeq and is a predicted model, not a curated record. Gene Ontology annotation, cellular component: Cul2-RING ubiquitin ligase complex. Gene Ontology annotation, molecular function: zinc ion binding.
GGCCGGGCCGCGUCAGUCCGCGCCGAGCGGCCGAGCGAGCGCCAUGUCGUGCGGUCCGCGCGCCUGCUGCCGCCCGCGCGCCCCGCACUCGCUGCUCGACAUCACCGCCAAGAUCGUGGCCGCCAACAUCCCGUUCCAGCGCAUCGAGGAGCGCUACGAGCGCAUCCCGGAGCCGGUGCAGCGCCGCGUGGUGUACUGGUCCUUCCCGCGGGACGAGCGCGACAUCUGCAUGUACUCGUCCCUGGCGCGCGCGCCUCCCGACGACCACCGCAGCAUCGCCUUCUGCCGCGGCCUCAAGCUGCUGGACGCCGGCUGUGUGGAGAACGUCCUACAAGUCGGGUUCCACCUGAGCGGCGUGGUUCGCGCGCCGGCCGCCGUGCCGCCCUGCUCCGAGCCAGAGCGGCUCUACAGGGUCACCGUGUCUUUUGAUAGAUGUAAGAUAACGGGCGUGACGUGCAGCUGCGAGGCGCGCGACAUCUUCUGGUGCCAGCACGUGGUGGCGCUCGCGCUCUACCGCAUCAGGAAUGCCGACUCCGUGAGACUGAGAGUGCCUAUAUCAGAAACCCUCCUCCAAAUGGACCGUCAGCAGCUGCAGAAGUUCGUCCAGUACCUGAUAGCGGAGCACCACACGGAGGUGCUGCCGACGGCGCAGCGGCUGGCUGACGAGGUGUUGCAGGCCCGCAGCGCCAUCAACCGCAUCUGUGGCGCCCCUGACCCUACCGCGGGGCCGCCGCCCGACGCGCACCAUGCGUGGCAUCUGGAUGAGCAGCAGGUCUGCGAACAAGUGCGAGCUUAUUUAUUACAGGGGACUUAUUACAAUGCAAACAAACAACUCAAUUCACUAUUUUCUAAGGUACGCGAAAUGCUAAGAGCACAAGACUCGAACGGCCCAAGAAUGCUGAUGCUGAUGACUGAACAGUUCCUAUCGGACCCUCGGCUUUUGCUCUGGAGGAACCAAAACACACCAAUGACGGAGAAAUGUCGGCAGCUUUGGGAGCAACUCGGGGCCCUAUGGGUCAGCAUAGUGCUGGACCCUGGGAGUAACAAGCACCAGAGGGGGCAAUGGCGACAGCUUCUGGAUAAAUGGUCCGCAGUCGAAGUGUGUCCGACAGAAGAUCCGGACUAUCGAUCGUUUCCUUUAUACGCCCGAGAACGGGAACGGAACGAGCGAGAUCGUGACAGGGAUCACAGAGAUAGAGAUAGAGAGAGAAAUCGCGACAGGGAGGAGAGGGACAGAGAGAGGUUACGAGCUGACAGGGAAGAGAGAGAUAGAGAAAGGCAUAGAGACAGAGAACGACUAAGGAGAGAAAGGAAUUCACAUUCUGAAAGUUCAGACGAUGAGCCUUUAGCUAACAAUUACGAGCGUGAGUACCGGCGCGCCAGCAAGCGGCUGCGGCUGCACAGCCAGCGCCCCGCGCCGCAGCUCACGCCCAGAACCGUCUUCCAUAAAGCCCUCGACGCAGUGGACAUAUCGUGGGAGAGCGAGCACCUCAAGUACAUUCUGGCCGCCGACGAGUACUGCAACCCGGACAAGCCCAAGCCGGCGUCUAGUAGCACCCUGCAGCCCUACCCCAAGUUUAAUGAGCUGGGGCAGCCGCUGUGGCAUGAGCACCUCCCCGUGGUGGGGGCCCGGAUCGAGGCGCUGCGCGCUCACGGGCGGGCGCCGGCGGCGUUGAGGCUGGCUGUCAGCGCGGCGAGGGCCAUGCGGCAUCGACAGGAGGUAGCCCAGCAGCGCUGGCAAGAGGUCGGAGCCGGCGAGGCGGGCGGCUCCAGCGGGGGUAUUACCACCACCUGCUCGGGCAGCGACCACUGCGGCGGCCGCUGCACGGACCGCGUGAAGCUGUCGCUGGUCUGCGCGCACAUGGAUGGCGGCUCGUGCUCGACGGCAGGGUUUACUUGCGCGCUCAGCCAUUCGUCCCGGUGUAUUGGACGAGACAGCAGAUGCUGGACCGGCUGGACUCUAGAAGCCAUCUGGUGCGUGCACGAGUGCCUCGCGGACGCGUGCCUGGCGCCCGACGACCAGCGCGCCUCGCCGCGCCUGCACUCCUACCUGGACGAGGAGCCUAACACCGGACUGCCUCCUAGAUACCAACACGUGCCAGUGGCCGGCAGUAAGAACCCUGACGAGACGUACCUGGCGCUGGCGCUGGAGGCCGCUCUACUGGGGCUCGGAGUGCAGAGGAUGCUGCCCAACGGACUGUACGCGCAGGAGCGGUAUUGUAAACAGGAGGAGCGCCUAAUAUCCCAACUUCAACGCGUAGAAGGCGAGGCGGCCGCUCUAGUCUGCGCUAAAGUAGCCCGAGCAUUACUAGAAGGCGGCCCUUCUUCCUGUCUCGGGGCCAAGGUGCACCCCCGCUCGGCGCCCGCGCACACCUUCGCACGGUUCCUGUUCCUGACACUGCUGCCUUCUGACCCCGAGCUGGCGUAUCGGGUUGGCCUGAGGGCUAUGCGGUUACCGAUGGUAGAAGAAGCCUACGCGCUAGACGGCGCGGGGGCGGCGGGCGCGGCGGGGGGGGGCGGCGCGUGGCACACGCUGCAGCACGCCGAGCAGCAGCAGGCCGCGCUCGCCAGCGCGCUGCUAGGAGCAGCGCGCGGCAACCCCGGCCGACUGCGAGCAGCGUUAGCAGCAGCGCAGCGGCACGUGCGGUCAGCAGCCCAGCUGUUCAGACUGGCUCAGGAUGCGCUGCGGCAUGCCGCGCCGCCUGACGCUCCUCAUCAUCAUAGGGAUCUGCUGGCCGCCGCCUUCGAACUGGGGCUGCAGGUGUUGAGGAUGACGCUGUCUUCAGUGAACUGGCGGCGACGCGAGAUGGUGCGGUGGCUCGUGACCUGCGCCACGGAGCUAGGACUGGACGCCCUCUUGUCUAUCAUGCAGAACUGGUACGAGCUAUUCACCCCCACGGAGGCGACGGGCCCGGUGGCGGCGGCGGCCAUGGCGCACGCCACGGCGCUGCGGCUCGGCCUUACCUUCGAGCAGCAAGAGAAGCUCAGCGCAUGCGCACGGACCCUCGCGCUGCAGUGCGCUGCUAAGGACCCCCCCGGUUGCGCCCUCUCAGCCCUAUCAGUCUGCGAGGGUUCCGCGGGAGCCUUCGAGGCGGCGUGCGCGGCGGUGGGCGGCGCGGCGGCGCGCGGCGCCCUGGCCAGCAGUCAGCUGUUUGCAGUCGCCAGAUAUAUGGAGCAGAGGGGCCAGCCGGCCAGGGCUAUGAAGUUGGCCACGCUGGCUAUGAGGAAUCUGCACUUGCAUUAUAAUCAGGACAGCCACCCGGCGAUCGCGGACAUCCACUGGGCGGUGGCGCUAGCCCACUCGCUGGGCCGCGCCGAGCUGCAGGCCAUGCUACCCCUCCUGGUGAAGAAUGUUCAGUGCGCUCCGGUGUUGUCGGACGUCCUCCGGCGUUGCUGCGUAGCUGCAGCAGGCUGCUCGCGCUCUCGCCCCGCGCCCCCGCGCCCCCCGACCCCCCUGCGCCCCCUACUCGAGGCCGCUCUCAGGGCCUACGCGUCCACCACACAUGCACGCCUCGCGCACAUCUCGCCACGGCACUAUGCGGACUUUGUGGACUUUCUUGGUAAGGCUAGAGAUACGUUCGCUCUAGCGCUGGACGGCCCCCACCAGUUCGCAGCACUCCUUCAAGAAAUCAAACUCAAAUACAAGGGCAAGAAGAAACUCAUGUUCUUGGUCAAGGAACGAUUCGGCUGAUACUACAUGUUUAUCCUUAUUCUGAGAAUUCAUUCAUUCAACAACAAGGUUUGACAAAAAAUAAAACUUAAUAGAAGAGGUUUCUUUAAAAGAGUUAGUCAAACUUUGAUACUGGCCACUAGUAAAAAAAAGUGCAAUUUGUUGUACAAAUAGAAUCUUUUUUUAUUUUUGUUGCUGCAUCGUUGUUUUCGUGCAAUAGUGGACCACUGUUUUGUAAAUAAUUUUAGUUGACUAAUUUUUGUUCUAUUGUUGAUAAUUAUGACGUUAUGAAACCAGCUUAGGGUGACAAGGAUUUGUGGAAAUCGAGAAUGCCUUUUUGGCAUUUUAUAAUAUUUUACCAAAAUGGUAAAAAUAUCAUUACCUCAUACAAGGUACUGAUACGAGUGUACUGUACCAAGUCUAUUCUAAAAGUAUUAUUUUAUUUAAACGAGUAGAUUAUAUCAAGGACCUCGUAGUCUUUUUAACGUUGUAAGUAAUGUAAUGAUCUCAUUGAUUCCAUUUGUGUAAAAUAUAGCGUAAAUGUAAAUAUGGGUAUGUUAGCUAUAGUUGUAUAAGAGUAGGUAACCCUUGACGAUUUGUACGAGCAUUGAGAGAUUUCUGUAUCAGAAUUUUUGUAUGCAAAAAUCGUUAUAAAAAAACGCGUAAUAUUUUUUGUACAAUAUUCGUACAAAUUGCGGGAAGUUUUAGUUAGGAUUAGUACGCCAUUCAUAUCGCGUCCAAUAGAACUGAAACCCAACAUUUAAUGACACAUUCACCAAAGAUAGUAAUUAUUUUAAGUGAUAUAUUCAUGCCAUCACUUGCGUUAAACUUAUUCAGUAUUUCUGUAUCUCUCUUGAGUAUUAUCUGUUGUUAGGUUAAAUAGAUUUUAAAAUCAUUUUCAUUAUUAAUUGCCACAUCGAAUAUCUAUGUUUCACUUCAUACUUUUUAUUUUUAUACGGAUCACACACCUUAAUAUUUUUACUGCAAAAUUGUUUAACAUUUUACUUUUCAUUGUAAAAUACAAUUUCUCUUCUGUAAAUGAAAUAUUUAUAUUGAUUUACACAAUUUGAAACCUAGCGUACCUAUAUAGUGAUUAAAAAUUAUCAAAAAGUGCAUUUAAAUAGAUGAUUAAUAAUAUUAGUAUAGCUAAAUAGAAGUGAAGUUUUUAUUUCAAAGUGUUCAGAAGAUUGGAGGGGAGAAAAUUAUAGAGUAGGUUAACAUAAGAGAGGGAUUUUUGUACUUUAACAGUUUGAGAGGGUUGUGCAAGCGUAAAAAGAAGCGUGUAAUAAUCAUUUUUAUUGUAAGGAAUACUUAAUUAUGCCAACCUUCUGUGUAUCAAAAUUGUUCAAUAUUGUUGAAACACCAAUUGACCAUAGAGCAUUUAUUUUAAUGUCCAGAAAAUUACGAAUUGUAUUUCAAUCAAUAAUACAUACUAAAUAAUGUUUGAGUAUUUUUUGUACUAUUGUAAACUUUCCGUGUAUAAUGUAAAAAAAAACUUAAGCAAUAAUUUUGCCUUUUGUCGGCCUGAUAUGGUUUCUUUUAUUCUUUUUGUAGUUAGUGUCAUCUUUCUAAUAUUUAAAAAAAAACAAUAAUUUUCUUAAUAACGAUUAGAUUUUUGACAUUAUUGACUUACCAAUAUGAACCUAAAAGCAAAUAUUAAUACCUCAAGUGCCUUUAGGUGAGUCAAAACUUGUUCAGGCCGGCAUUUAUUUAUAAAAUCACUUAUUAUUUCUUUACAAAAUUUUAGUAACUACCUAUUUACAUUUUAUAUUGGAUUUGUCCUGUGUUAUACGUAAAACGUGGACACCCUCCAGUGCUGAAUAUUGAAAGUGAUAAUUUCAAUAUAAUAAUUGAAACUUU